This is a messenger RNA of Colletotrichum phormii, 1460 nucleotides long. RefSeq names its product Golgi phosphoprotein 3-domain-containing protein. Gene Ontology annotation, biological process: retrograde vesicle-mediated transport, Golgi to endoplasmic reticulum; Golgi to plasma membrane protein transport; Golgi organization. Gene Ontology annotation, molecular function: phosphatidylinositol-4-phosphate binding. The transcript has 4 exons. Gene Ontology annotation, cellular component: trans-Golgi network; cytosol; Golgi cisterna. Lineage: Eukaryota; Fungi; Ascomycota; Sordariomycetes; Glomerellales; Glomerellaceae. The record is from RefSeq and is a predicted model, not a curated record. The coding region runs from base 166 to 1221 and encodes 351 amino acids.
GCCCUGCUAUCCGGUGACGACCCGCGCGACCUGCGACGAGUGCUAAGCGUCUCAUCUGCGAUCAUCGCUUGACCUGGCCCGAAUCUCAGGAUAAUCCCCGAACCAGCCCUACCUCCCUUUCCCUUUUGACGAUAUACCCACGACACCAUCUCGACAUCAGACACAAUGUCAGCAGCGGCAGGAGGUCUUACCCGACGCCGUGGAGGCGGAGGCGCCGCGGCCGGCGAUGGUGAGGCCAGCAAUGGCGCCAGCCGGACCAACUCAACGCCCAACAUCAAGGAUAGCGCCCCCGAGACGAGCUACGAGAGCGGCGAGAACGGCCACAAGAUCGCCUUCGACCCCCGUGAUAUCAGCGAGAGCGCCGAGCGCAGCAAACAACCCAAGCUGACGUUGAUGGAGGAGGUUCUGCUCCUCGGCCUCAAGGACAAGCAGGGUUACCUGUCAUUCUGGAACGACAACAUCUCAUACGCUUUGAGAGGAUGCAUCGUCAUCGAACUCGCAUUCCGCGGUCGCAUCAGCAUGCAGAAGGAUGCCUCGAGAAGACGCUUCCCCCUCGCAGACCGCGUCAUUGAAGUUAUCGACGACACCCUGACGGGCGAGGUGUUGCUCGACGAGGCCUUGAAGAUGAUGAAGCAAAGCGAGAAGAUGAGUGUCAGCUCUUGGAUUGACCUGAUGAGCGGAGAGACCUGGAAUCUGAUGAAGAUUGGGUACCAAUUAAAACAGGUUCGCGAGCGCCUGGCCAAGGGCUUAGUCGACAAGGGCAUCCUCCGCACCGAGAAGCGCAACUUCUUGCUGUUCGACAUGGCGACCCAUCCCGUUGCCGACGGAGGCGCCAAGGAGGAGAUCCGCCGCCGCGUCCGCAACGUUCUGACCCAGCGUACUGUCGUCCUCCCCGCUUCCCAGUUCCUGCCCGAGAACCUCGAGUUCCGCUACGUCCGCACUCUUGCCAUGGUGUGCGCCGCCUACGCUGCCAACGUGCUCGAGAACGCCCUCAGCACCCUCGGCCACGAGGCCCGCGAGCGCGCCUUUGCCCAGACAGACGAGCUCCUCGCCGACUACAGCCAAUGGCCCUUUGGAAAGAAGGCCACCGGCAACGGUAUCGGUGCCAACCUGCCUCAAGUCAUUGCAGAUGAGAUCAGCAAGGGCAAGGAUAAGGAGUUGCAACUCGAAGUUGUGGCCGCCUGCCUCAGUGUCUUCACCCGUCUUGAUUCCCUCUUGUAAACCUAAUCGACCUCGACAUCCUCGAAACCGAUCGUUCCGCUGCCCCAGCCUUGCAUAGGGCAUAGUUGCGGAGCACUGAGCGAAUUUCGGGAACACGACUCCCUUUUCUCAAUCCCAUUCUCAACCUAGACACAUCGAUACGCCCAGCAUUGAGCUCUCCCGACCUUCACACCAUAUUCGAACCCUCACGAGAAAUGAUAAAACAAAGCAACAGGGGAAAGCGACUUUCUUGUGCUCCC